This is a messenger RNA of Gigantopelta aegis, 8061 nucleotides long. RefSeq lists its product as uncharacterized. The record is from RefSeq and is a predicted model, not a curated record. NCBI's taxonomy places the organism in Eukaryota, Metazoa, Mollusca, Gastropoda, Neomphalida, Peltospiridae. The coding region runs from base 44 to 3553 and encodes 1169 amino acids. The transcript is spliced from 39 exons.
UACUUUUUGUAGUUUUGUUUUGCUAAGUAAAUAUAUCUUUAAAAUGUCACAACGUAAGAUGAAACGACCAUCAUCAGCAAGACAUAAGAUCAAAUAUGAAACAUUUUCCCAGUUUGUGAGUUCAACUCGACUGCGACAUAUUCAGGAUCUCUUGGAUGAAAAACAGAGCUCAUUAGCCAAACCUGAUGCCAUUCUUUGUAUUACUGGUAUAUGUCAACUUCGCAAGUCAUUGUCGUCAAUAGGCAUUGACAGCCGAUACAAUGAUGGAAACUAUGAACUGGUAAACUAUCUGUUAUUUGGAUUUUUUGACGUUCGCAAAGCAGAACUUGAAAGAUCUGGCUUUGAUGAGGAGGUUAUUGAUGAUUUGAUGAUACUGAUCCGCAAGUGUUCAGUGGAUGUGUAUUGCAAUCCCAUCAAUUACCACUACCUCUUGCCCUACGUCAGUCACUGGCAUAACAUUACCUUCCACUGCUUGACAGAGGAUCAAUAUAAAGAUGAAGAGGUGGGUGAGAAUUUCAAAAUUCAGUCUCUCAUCACUAUGGUAUCUGGUUGUAAGAAGAUUGGAAUACCGUACAGUAGCACAGCUCGACCACAAACAUUUGACAAAUUGCUUAUUGAGAAAUGGCCAGUUGUGCAAGCGUAUGCCUUGGAACACUUUGGCAGUGGAGGUUUCCUUACUAUGAAGAAAGAGGUUGUUGAUGUGAGUAGUUGUGUGCGUGAAUUCUACAGUCUGAUGGAUCCUGUAUCUCUAGAAAUGAUGGUUACUCACAACCUACCUUUGCUUGAAAAACAAUGGAACAACAUGAUGCUGACUAUUAACAUGGAGUUAUCAUCUCAUCCUGGAUAUUUAUCAGAAGCAAUUGUUCUGGAGUCUCUGAAGACAUAUUUCAAUCAUGGAAGAACUGGUACUGAGUGUGCAAAGUCCAGCAAGCAGCCAUUUGUCUUGUUUGGUGUUCAUGCAACUGAGUCCAAUCUUAACAAGGUUUGCACAGCAGGUGGCAUUGGUUCAGGAGAUGGACUAGCUGGGCAGUCACACACCAUGAUUUGUCAGGCAGUGGCCCCUAAAUGUCCUUUGACCUGCACCAGAACUUACUUCUUUACUCCAGCAUAUAACCCAUUCCAGGAGCCCAAAAACCUACAAUGGUUGAAAGAUGUGGAUCUUGAACAUCUGAUAACCAUUUAUCGAGGAAUGGUGGCCGGUGUUGUGGCUGGAAUUGACUUGUAUGCGAAAACACUCAGCGUCUCUCAGGCCAAGUUGAAAGCUGUGGAAACUCUCCAAGAUGACUGCAAGGCCCUCAAGACUACAGUGUUGUGGAAGUAUCUCACAGAAAGGUCAAAUAUUAAUUUUGCCAUUGAAGCUAUGGACAAUCAUGGAAAGUGUAAAGCCUUGGAUGAUGGACUCCGUAGCUUACAAGUUAAAGUGGCGACAAUGAAGCUGUGCAACAUACCAAGUGUCCACACUUCUGGGAAGACUAAAGGAUUGCUGAUGUUUGCUGAAUCAUUUCUUGAUUCAGUCAUCUCUGUGCAAGACCAAGAUACUUCUCCAACAUUGUCCAGUGAAGUUCUUCUCCUGACCAGUCAUAUUCCAAGGAUUCACUUAUGGAAUAAUAAGAAAGAAGAUGUAGCUGUAAAAAAGGAGAUCCAAGCAUUGCUUCAGCAACCCGAUAUUGAAGAGUUUGGACAUCAGCUCAUGACGGGGGAGAAGGUGGAUGUUACAACUGGGAUACCAGUCUCUAUGCCACCAAGUGAAUAUCGCUUGUAUAUGUAUGAACAUGGCCUUAUAGUUCUUCGUCCAGAAAGUGGUGCCAUUGCCCUGCAUGGUUCCCACAUCAAGUCUAUCAGUCUUUAUGAUGGGGAGUCACCCAGCCAGGCUUUGUUGCUCGUCAUAGAACUGCACCAGUCAUCAGCCAACAGUCUACCUCCACAUCUACAGUCUGCUCACAACACGCUGGUUGUCAUCAUUCAUCCUCGCAGCAAGGCUAGGAGACAUCUUCUCUCUGCGGUGUUGCCGCAGUUGAAGCGAGUGGAAGAUUGUCAAGUUCCAGUUGUUGACCACAUCGACACCCUGCCUGAUCAUCUUCAGUCUGUAAAUGAUGUGCUACGGGUGAAGUAUGAGGGAAGUAUUGACGUUGGACUUGACGAAGCAUUUGGACACAUAACAACUCUUCAAAAGGCAACAGUGAUGUUGCCAUCACUUACCACAUUUCUUGAUCAUUUUAAAGUGAGCAGUAUUGGCUUCACCAGCCUGUCAAGUGACGAUCUCAAGUGUUGUUUGAAACAAGCCAGCUACAUUCCAGCAUCUACAUCAAAAAAGCUUGUGGUGACAAUAUUGAGUGGAAUUCCUGGCUCGCACAAAGAUCAGCUCUGCAGAACAUUGACAAAUCUAGCACAAGAAAAUAUUAGGUGGAUUGUGUUGAGUGCACCCAAGUAUGAAACAAGUCCAUUUAAUGCGGAGCACCUGCAGACUUCCCUGAAGUCAGCGUACUCUACACACCAGAAACUGGCCAGCACCGAGAAACAGAUUCGGGUGAUGAUCGUCACUUCAGGGUUUACAGAUACAGUUGAUGUGGUUCGUGCUAUUGUCAACCAUCCAAAUAAAGAAGUAGCUGAAAACAUUGUCAUAGGUUCUGUGUCAGUUUGCAUUGAUCCUCAGAAUACAUUUAUGGAGCACAGAUGGCCAUUUCCAGUAUUACUGAACCAGUGUGCACAAGGUUGGGUAAACUGUAUCAUCUCCAUGUCAUCAACAGAAAUAAAGAAUGAUCUUCUUGAAGAAGUGCAAAGUCUUAUUCGAUGUAUCAACUCUGAUGUGGCGUUGUUGGUGGCAAACAAAACUGUGAUAUCAAGAAGUACAGAUCUGGACUUAAUUUUGUCCGAUUCAAACUUCAUGCAGCCCAAGAUGGUGAGAUCAAGACUUCUUCUCUACCCAGGAUGGAAAAAGCCAUCUUUCCAGAACAUGACUUCACAUUCCAUGUCUAGUAUCUGUCUGAAGUUUUCGAAAAGCUUAGAGAAAGUAAAAUUUGUCAACAGACUACGGGAUUUGAAACGGACUCUAUCAAGUUACCCAUUUAAAGGGAAUAUCUACUUUAUUCAAGGCUCGCUGCAUUUUGCAGACUCACAGCAGCUGAUGGAUGUCCAGUAUGUGACACUGACCGGAGCUCUAACAAUCCAUCCCUCCAACGGCGAGAACCGACUUCCACAGAAUUGGAACUAUUCCUGCUACGUGGUCUGCACUGGAAGUGGACUGGAAGAAAGCCAGCUAAAGGACUGGCUGAGAGGAUGCACCAAACAGAGACCACAAAAAAAGAAGAUAAUUAGUAGAAAGGACAUUUCACAGGAGGACAUCAAUCGAAUACAUAAGCAGCAUCAUUUGGAUGUUCUUCCGGCCGGUUGGUUCUACAGUGGAACUCACUUCGUCAGCAUGGGUGGCGAGAAGUCCAACUUGCAUCCCAAUCUUGAGGAGUUCAUCAACCAGUGGUUAAAAGACAAGAAUGAAGAGAUUUCCAAAUACAAUGAGAAGAUAGAUGCACAACCUUUUGUUGACUUGUUUGCUUAAGAUGACACAAAUAGACAGAUUUUUCAGAGAUGGAAAAAAACUCUUUGUUUUGACAGAAUUCCUGAUUUUAAUGCAACUUGAAAAAAUUUCAAGCUCACAAUAAGACCUUUACCUUUUUGAAACCCAUUAAAGUUAUUCACAUUGUUGAUUUUCCACAGUCAUUUGGAUGUGUGGCUAUUGAAAUCUAAAUAUUUAUUUCAAAUGUUGACUGAUAUGUCUGGCAAAUUCCAUAGAUUUAAUUUAACAUUCCAUUUUUUUUUACAUUCUGUUAGAUCUGCUAGUGGACCUAAAUCUGGAUGAAUUUUUAUGGAGCAUGCAUUUUGCCACAGACUUUUUGUUUUUGUUAAAAUUAUUUGCAUUUGUGAUGUUUUUGUAAUAUAUUAAUAAUUCCCAUGCAUUUUAGUAUUAUAUUGUUGGAAUUGCCAAAAUAUGAUCAGCUAGUUAUAAUAUGUUGUCAUUCAUUGUAUGGAUGCUUUUGUCUUUUUUUUUUGUGUGUUGAAUUGUGUGGACUGUUAAAUUCUGGUUAUUGUUCAUCUGUUGAAGCAGAUGAUGAUGAUGUUUAACACAUCUGUAGUUGUAAGUUAAUUUUCACACAGUUACUUAAUUAUCAUUAGAACUGCUUUUUGUUAUGAUACAGAAUUUUAAAGUCACGGACGCACAGCAAUUGACCUACUAACGGCAGACUAACGCGGAUUACGUGACUUGAAAUGUACAAUGUGUGUUUGCUCCUUUUCAGCUAAUGCUCGCCACCAUUUUGAAGUCAUUUUGUAAAUGUUUUAAACAGCUAAAAUUAGCUGAAAAUGGAUAGAAUUUUGUCCGGUUUAGAGAGGGUCCGGUCUUGAGGGGGUUUCACUGUACAUGUAUAUGAAAAUAUCAUUAACAUGUGGGACAUGAUGACUAUACUGUGACUAUGAAUGAAAUACUUUUGACUAUGAAUGAAAUACUUUUCAGAUGUUAAAUGUACCGUCAAACCAGUGUUAAUUGUAUGGACACCACUGUAGUAUCAAAUUGUAGCCCUUUAAGACAUUUGACUGUACAGGUCAGUUUGUACUAUCUUAGAUGAUUUGGGAGAAUAAAAAUGUGUCCACUUAAUAUAGGUGGUUGCUUUAUACAGGUGGUCGCUAGAGCAGGUUUAACUGUAUAUUUUGUUGGGACAUUUAGCAGGUCAGCUGGUAGGUAAGAUGAGGAGAGUUAUAUACAGAUUAUACAGGUGUCAUGUAUACACAAACAUAGUAUUCAAAAGUCAACACAAGACUUUGUCCAAACAAUACUUUAUUAUGGGUUUAUAUCAAUAGUACAAACACUGAUACCAAACGGUGAUAAUGCUGCAAAGAACAUUGUGUAAACUCACUGCCUUUUAUUAUUAGAUACAGCAUUGUGAUUAUAAUUGUACUCUAGAUGUUGCUGUGUGUGGUGGUAUCUUCAGCCCCAUACAAACCACAAUGCAACCAGGAAGAUACCAAACCGAGUUCCCUUACAAAUGAGUAUUAUAUAUCUAUUAUGUGCACAAGUUAAGAAUUGGGGACUUGAAUAAGUUUGUUAACAAGGAAAUGAAUCUGUGGCCAUUCCCAAUAUGAUCACAUAGGGGUGGUAGGCAGGGUGGAUUUUGAUUCGAUUUUUGUCCUACACAUGGUGAAGUAAGGCAUUAUACUGCAUAUUUUCAGUGGGUCAGUGGUUGGUCAUCUCUCUCUCAUAUAUGGUGGAAGGGAAUGGGUGUACACUGCAAUAUAUUUUGUGGGUGGUUGCAAUAUAAUUAAUUUUAUUCCAAUGAUUGGGUGUUGGAUACUAAAAAGAAAUGUUCCUUUCUUCCUCUUCUCCCCCCCCCCCCCCCCCCCCCCCAUUCCACUUCAUGUGAUCAUUUUUAUUGAGCAUCCCCUAUGCACGAGUGUCAUAUUUUAGCCCGUUUUGUGCUUCUGCGACUGGAAAGUGGACAAUGGACAGUUACUGAAGCAUGACCACCGACCUAUAAAACUUCUAAUACAUUCCCUUAUAUAUCUAAAUACAUGUACGUAAGAAGUGCAACGGUUGUGAAUUUCAGUACUCAUUGUGAUUACACCAUAGAGAGCCUGAACAAAACCAAAAAGUAUUUUAUAAUUUUUGUCAUUCUUAAAGAGUGUCCUGAGUGUGUUCAGCCAGUCUCAGAAUAUAUACCUGUACAGGUAACACUUUAUAGGACAAAUCAGUGUGUUUGUAUACAAUUUUCUCUUUUCAAUCAUUUUCAGAUGGUGAAGAUAUAAUUAUGUUUGAUGGGCUUGUUUUGUUUUUGAUUGUUUAAUACAAAAUGAAUGUGUGAUAUAUUUAUUUAAUGGGGUUUUUUCUGUUUACUGUAUUGCUUUAAAGUGACUAUCCUGAGUUUGUUGCCAUUGUAGCAUGUUUACAACUUAAAAGAUUUGCUACUAAUGGAAAAAUGUAGCGGGUUUCCUCUCUAAGACUCUUAUGUCAGAAUUACCAAAUGAAUGAAAUUACUCAAUGUUUCACAUCCAAUAGCCAAUGAUUCAUAAAUCAAUGUGUUCUAGUGGUGUUUAUAAACAAAAAACUGAACAUUUUUAACAACUAAAUUUACAUAUUUAAUAUAUGUUCUUGUCUAUAAUGUCAAUGUCUGUAUAUUCAAUGUUUUUCUUGUUAUCCCAAUAUUAGUAGCUUAAACUGUAUUUUACCUUCAAAUAAUAUUGUACUUACAAAAACAUUUAUAUUAAGAAGUGAAACGUAAUUUGAGCUACUACAAACUUUAGGAUGACCAGAAACUCAUUCGAUAUACAUAAACUGACAUUCUAAACAAUAACUAUUCAAGAUGUACCUUUAAAGUUUGGUUGUUAAACAAGGAUUGCAAACUCGGAAUAGUCCCUUUAAGAUAUGUAUUUAAAUACUUGUAUAUGUUCCAUUUUAAUGACAUUGUUUGAUAUAUACAUACAGUUAGAUCUCUCUACUAAUACUAUGCCAUCUUUUUAGCAAUGUUCAAGGGUUGGACUUGGCUCGGUCGGUAGAGUGUUCUGCUGAAAUGCUUAGGUCAUAGAAUAAACUCUCUUCAGGGGAUGCAUUAGGUAUUACCGGUAUUAUAUAUGUGUGCUAUUCCAAACAGAGCCUCAAGACUGGUAUAUCAAAGGCCAUUGUAUUGGCUGUCCCUACUGUGGAAAAGUGAAUAUAAAAGAUCCCCACAAGGCUUGGUGCAAGUGGAAAAAUUUAGCAGGUCUGUUCUGAAGACUCCAUGUCAGAAUAUCUGAUGAUUAACAAACCAAUGUGCUCUAGAGGUGACAUUAAACAAAACAAACGUUAACUUUGAACAAUAUUUACAUCUGUUUACCAGAUUGAAUACUGACAGGAGCUAACAUACAUACCAGUAAGGUCUGGUCUCUGGUCAGUGUGCACAUCAAUUUUGACAUCGUGCAUCAACAUUUUUUGUUUUUAAUUUCCUGCAGUACGUAACCUGUUGGUUGUAUAGAGCCUCCCGUGCUACUGUUUCGGGUACCAAGACAAAGGAGGAGGCACCUUGGCCAUUGAAGAUGAUGUAAAAAAAACACCUAAAUAUACCCUCCUUUUCUGUUCAAUUCUGGAACUUUGGUUUAACCAGAGACUGACAUUUUUUCUUUUGGGCCUAAUGUUAAGCCAGAGUUUUUAUUUGAUACCUUCUGAUAGCAAAAUGUGUGAUUUUCUGCUGAAAAUAGUUGGGGGGUUUUAUGACAUUUCACUUAAAACUAUUAUAACAACUAGGUUAAGAAGGUAAUUUGUAAUUACUGUUGAUUACUCAAGCUUGUGUAGUAUCGACGUAGUGGUAUUAUAAUUUUGUUAUUGAACUUGUGAUGGUCUUUUUCUUUUUUUUCUUUUUAUUAUUAUAAUUACAGUAGAAUCUCGUUGGGUCGCACUUGGAAGGGUCGAAUAUACCACAACGCUCAAACCAAAAACAAAGUCCCGAGUAACAUUUACAUGAUGUUGAUCAAAUGGUUCAGUCGAACUACCCAAUGUGUCAAACACUUUCUCGAGCACCGACAGGGUUCAAGCCAACGGGAUUCAACUGUAUUUUUUUAUCUUUAUCAAUAGUAGUUUAGCUAAAUAAAUAAUAAAAGCAGUAAAAUUCUUUAGGGACUCCAUGAAUGUUCUGUUUUACAUGGUUUAGGGUUAGGUGUAUCCCCCCCCCCCCCCCCCACACACACACACACACACACAUACUAUUUGGUAAUUACAUGUAUUACAAUGGGAAUUUGAUAUAAUGACAAAGUGAAUGUGAACAUGAAACAAAGUAGUCAUUGUAAUGAGAUCUGACUGUAUUGUUAUGCUGUAUUAUUGGAAAUGUUUCAAAGAUUCAUUGGAAAUUAAAUAUCUUCACUCAAACUGCCACAUGCUUGUUUGUCUGUUUUGGCAUUAAUAUUUAUAUAUAUAUAUGGAUAUUAUGUUUAAUUAAAAUUAAUUAAUAUAUGUGUGUAGGUACUCAAAUAAUGUAUGUGAACAUUUGACAAACUGAGUGUUCUGCAUUUACUGAUGUUAAACAAUCAAUUAAAAAAUGUCCAGCUGUU